Achroia grisella is the source of this 3326-nucleotide messenger RNA. Its product is annotated as abl interactor 2. The coding region runs from base 382 to 1848 and encodes 488 amino acids. The record is from RefSeq and is a predicted model, not a curated record. Gene Ontology annotation, molecular function: protein binding. NCBI's taxonomy places the organism in Eukaryota, Metazoa, Arthropoda, Insecta, Lepidoptera, Pyralidae. The transcript is spliced from 4 exons.
AAAUUAUUUCAUUAACAUACUCUGCAAUUAGGCACUUGCAUAGCUCGGGAAUAUUGUCAUUCAUCGAUCGUUGACUUCUCUGUCGUAAAGUUGAAACAUUUAGUACCUACCUAUUCGAAUCAAAUAACUGAUGUGAUGUUUAUUUCGUCACCGCCUAAAAGUGCUAAAUAGUGAUAAUUGUUUUUGUGGAAAUUUUAAAGUAUAACUUAUUGUUCAGACAUAUUAUACCAUUUUUUUUUAAAAGAAGCUGUAAAAAUUAAAUAUUUUUAUCUGUUUUGAUUAAAUUUGCUUGAAUCUGCUAUUGAUCUAAAUACUAGUUAUUAAAAGCUAACUACUAAUCAAUUAUACUUUGCAAUAAAAAUCACAUAAUAUCUUAAAGGCAUGAAGGGCCCUGCAAGACCCGCUCCAGCAGUACCUGCAAUAACAGACAAUCGCUACUCAUCAGUAACCAAUUGGAAUGAUGAUCCAUUUGGUGCUGAUGUAUUUGAACCUUCACCCCAGUACACACAAAAGAAGAAACCACCACCACGUCCUCCACCACCCAAAAUAAAUUCUAAUCGACCUGAUAUUUCUACAAGGCCCUCACAUUUUAUAAGGAAGCCAACAGUUUACACAUCAUUGAUGUCACGUAAGAAUAAUAGAACUGUUAAUAAUCCUAGUCCAAAUUUUACUCAACAGGAUGUGUUAACUGAUGCAAGCGAAAUUGAAAUUAACAGGAUGUUUCCUAAAUGUGAAAAUAAGAAUGCUCAGACUGGGGCAUUGAUAGACUUGUCUUCACCACCAAGCUCCCCAACAUUCACUACAAGGUCAAGCAGUGAUGGUCUCAGUGUAGACAGCUUUGGGUCUGAUGCUACAACAUCAACCAGCCAUCAGAAUAUGAACAAUGGAGGUAAUGCAUCACAAGCUGAAAGUGGUUUUGAGGAUGAUUUUGACUUGUUCUUGCAUUCAAGAAAAACUAUUGGUAGAGAUGAUACAUUUGAUGAUUUUAAUACUGUAGACCCUUUUUCACCAUCACCAGCUUUAAACAAACCUCCAAUAAUGAAAAAGCCUGUUUUAAAUAAAGAUCCAUAUAAUGUAUCAAGUAUUGACCAGAGUAAACCUGUUCCAUUAAAAAGAACCAUAAAGGGACCAACGAUAAUCAGAGCUAAGCCAGCAAGACCUAAACUCCCUGAUAAUUCAGCAUUAUUAAAAAAUACUUUUGGAUCUAGUUUUCCAGUAGCACCAAUGACUAUUAAUACAACUAUACCCAUACAGAAAAUCAAUAAUGGCUUUGGAGACGAUAUUAACACAAAGCCAAUAAUUGGCUGGAACGUGGAGAGAUCUGAGUCAGACCGAGAAUCAUCGCCACCGAUGCCAUGUGUACCGCCCCCACCUCCUCCUGCGAUCGUGGAUGAGGAUCUACCUGUAGAAUGGCGCGAAGACUUAUCAGACUUCACCGUUGACGGCAGCCCUGCAGCGAUGGACGAAGUACCACAUGCUGUUGCACUAUUCGAUUAUUUUACUGACCAUCCAGAAGAUUUGUGUUUUUCGGCAAACACAAGAAUAGAAUUGAUACGCAGAGUGGAUAAGCAAUGGUUGUACGGACGUCUUCGGAGCGGCAUCGAAGGCAUUUUUCCGGCGAACUAUGUAGAGAUUGAAGUUCCGUUGCCGAAUGGUACACCGCCAACGACACCACGAAUUGGUCUCGCCACUGCUCUAUACGACUUUGAGCCAGCUCAGCCCGGCGAUCUUCAAUUCCGAACUGGUGAUACAAUCUGUGUGUCACAUAAACUCAAUGAUGAGUGGUACUACGGGGAAUUUAAUGGUAAAAAAGGACAAUUUCCUUUUAAUUACGUACAAAUGUGUUGAAAUCCAGUAUUACACCUGAUUAUGUUUCGUCAAGCAAAAACAAAUGACGAAUUUGUGAUAGUUUGGUUAGUUAUGUAAAAUAAUAAUUUUAUAGUUAUAUAAUAUACAUGAGGACUGAUGUCUACUAUUAUUCCAAGCCACAAUUUUGUAAAUUUUUAAUAAAAUUCUUCCAUGAGAUAUAGCGGACAUACAAGUUUUUAUUGUUUGUUAGAAAUGAAAUGAAAUCAUGACUUUCUUCUGAUGGCUAGUUCAUUUAAGGGCCCGUUUAGUUCAUUGUGAGGAUUAUGUUAUCAGUUGAAUAAAGCAAUUAAUAUGUUCGCUGUGAGUGGUUCUUUACGGGACGUCUAUUAAUUACGUGAGACGAUUAUGUCAAUUUUUCGACUUCCCUUCUCCUUGUUGAGAUGUCGUGAGAUUUGGGUCAACUUUUCCCUCCUCUCUUAUUGUCACGUGAUAUUUUUCGCGUAUGGCUGACCGGCAGCGGGUAAACAAUUGAGAUUAUUGUGUUAUUUGCUUAAUAAUUACCGCCAUAAAUAAUGGAUAUUAGUGUAGGAUUCAUCCAUAUUUUAGUACAGAAACAAGUUUUACUUAAUUAUGUAAUAUAAUAUUUUAGAUAGUUUCUCGUGAAAACAAAAAACGUAUUUAUAUGCCGAGAGUAACAGAGUUAAGGCGAGAUCUAUCGGAUGUAUUGACUUCUCGCUAAACGCCUGACGUAAUCAAUGGAUGUCCCAAUAGGCGACACUCCUGACAUCUGCCAAUCUUCCUGCGAAUCAUGAAAUUACUUCGCAUUUUGCACUAUUUUUGUUGCCAUAAUAAUGUAAGUGUACAUUAAUUAGCUUUACUAAUACUUCAUCCGCGUCCAGGGCACGCAGUCUGUAGAAUAUUUUUUACACGUGAUAAAAUUACCUGUAAAUUGAAGGAUAAUUUAUUGAAUGACUGAUUGUAAAUAUUAGAGCUUAUGUAAAAUAACGUCCUCAUAGAUAAUAAUUAAUAUAUUGUAGUUUGUAUUGGUUGUGUAAACUAUAUGUGUAUAUACUUAAUAUGAUCUGAUGAUUAAUUGUAGGGCUGCGUAGAUAAUUAUUAUUGUAAAUUUUAUUUCUAAACCAAAUUAAUAUAGUAGGUAUCCGUAUUUUGUGAAACAAAAUGUGGUUUAUCGAACUUUAGUAGAAUUGAAGGUACCAAAUGUUAUUUUACAGUAGAUAGUUCUGGCGUAGUAGAGAUUUACUUUCAUCGCUUUUAUUUGUUAUGAAUGCGAUCAACUCUUUGUCUAGCUAUUGUACCUAUUUCAUUAUCUCAUUAUAUUGAAUAGUCAUUAGCAUAUGACAUUAACCAAAUCAAUGACGAAUCAUAUUUUAUUUACGCUUUAUAAUAAUUUUCUAUAUUUUUAUUGUUAACUCAAUUCUUGUCAAUAAGCCUGUAUUUUGGAGGGACCAUAAUAUUAAGUGCCUUAAGUAUUUUGUGUAUAUGGUGAAUUUAUUUAU